Molecule: messenger RNA, 513 nt
Organism: Lycium ferocissimum
Lineage: Eukaryota; Viridiplantae; Streptophyta; Magnoliopsida; Solanales; Solanaceae
Exons: 1
Coding region: 1-513 (170 amino acids)
Source: RefSeq, a predicted model, not a curated record
AUGACGCUCGUGGGCAUCCGAACAGCUUACAAAACUCCGAUCGGUACAUCUCCUUAUAAGCUCGUUUUUGGUAAAGCAUGUCAUCUACCAGUCGAGCUUGAGCAUAGAGCAUAUUGGGCGAUCAAGAAGCUGAAUCUCGACAUGGUUCAAGCUGGAGAGAAGAGACUGUUGCAGCUGCACGAGUUGGAGGAAUUUCGCUAUCAUGCUUAUGAAAACGCGAAAAUGUAUAAGGAGCGCACCAAAAGAAUUCAUGACAGGCGCAUCCAAUCUCGUGACUUUGAGCCUGGGCAGUUAGUAUUGCUGUAUAACUCCAGGCUGAAGAUUUUCGGUGGAAAGCUAAAGAGCAAAUGGUCCGGACCAUUCGAGGUAGUUCGAGUGACUGCACAUGGUGCUGUUGAGCUUAAAAGACCCCACUCGGAUGAGACAUUCUUGGUGAACGGACAGAGAGUGAAGCAUUACUAUGGGGAGGCCACUGACCGCGCCAAAACCACCAUCGAUCUAGAAGAGGCUUGA